Molecule: messenger RNA, 1092 nt
Organism: Monoraphidium neglectum
Lineage: Eukaryota; Viridiplantae; Chlorophyta; Chlorophyceae; Sphaeropleales; Selenastraceae
Product: neutral zinc metalloprotease
Exons: 10
Coding region: 1-1092 (363 amino acids)
Molecular function (GO): metalloendopeptidase activity
Source: RefSeq, a predicted model, not a curated record
AUGACGGACUUUAAGAGCGGCAAGGCGCGGACGUACGAUCUGUUCAACAGCAUGCCCGGCGGCCGGGCGAGGGCGGUGCUGCAGGAAGAUCCGGACGAUUACUGGGGCACCGGCAGUGCGGCGCUCGGGACGAUAGCCGACCGCCAGACCGCUGCUGUCGACGCCCACUUCGCCGCCGGCCUGGUCUAUGAGUACUACUUGACAGUCCACGGCCGCAGGGGAUUCGACGGCAAGGACACCCCCAUGAAGUCUUUCGUCCACGUGGGCUCAAAGUACAACAACGCCUUUUUCGACGUGGACACGAAUGCCAUGUACUACGGAGACGGCAGCCGGGACCCCUCCAACUUGGCCGCGUGCGAAAAGUACGGGCCCCUCACCACGCUGGACAUCGCCGCGCACGAGAUCACCCACGGCGUCACCGAUACGUCUGCGCGCCUCACGUACACUGACUCCUUUGGCGGCCUCAACGAGGCGACCUCAGACAUCAUGUCUGUGUGCGUGAUGGAUUACGCGGCCAGCAAGGGCAAGCGCCCCGCCGGUGCGGGGGCAUUCCUGCUGGGUGGAGACAUGUGGCGCAACAAGACCUGCCCCAAGCCCUUUGUGCGGGACAUGAAGGACCCGGUGGCUGACAAGUCGUCAUUCUCCUGCUGGAGCCCAUUGCUGGAUCAGAAGCUGGUCAAUGUCGCGGCUGAGCGCCUCACCAAUCCGCUGCGGCCGGUGGGGCUGUUCAACUAUUGCGAGGUGGACGUCCACCACAGCAGUGGCCCCGCCAACCGCUUCUUCUGGCUGCUGUCCAAGGGCUUCUCAGCCUGCCCGAGCGCCGGCAAGCCGGCCUCUAUAGGCAUCCCUGCGGCCUGCAAGCUAUGGUACAGGGCCCUCACGGUCUACUUCACCCCUGUGACGGACUACUUUGAGGCGCGCUUUGCGACAGCCCAGGCAGCGGCCGACCUGCACGGCGCCGACAGCCCAGAGGUGGCCGCGGUGCACGCCGCGUGGGACGUGGUGGGCGUGCCCACGGCGACGGACGGGUCUGGCCCCCAGUGCGACCCAACGUAUGCCACCAAACCCAGCACCUGCUCAGCGAGUCGCUGA